AACUGAUUGUUUUUCUUAGUAGUCGCUGAACGUGACCCAGUGUUUUGAACGCGAUAAUAGAUAUCAUCCCGCAACGUUUUGCGAUUAUAUCAAUAUUGCUGUAUAUAAAAUACUAUAGUACAGAGCCUUAUGAUCUUAUGAUGUUCAGUUAACCGCUGGUUAGCUUCGGUGUGUGACAUACUGAAUUUCAUGGUUUAAAAAAUAUUUUAAUUACCUACGUUACUUGUUUAUACUUUUUAGUAUUCUCUUUCAUCGCCUUCUAUUAGAACCUGGUAAAAUACAAAAAGUGUAUUGUGUAAUAACACAACAGCUACAAUGACCGAAGUAAACGAUGAAAAACCAAUGUCAGCGGACCAAGUAUUCCACUCCCGAUCGGAGGGGAUACCCUCAGAGGGAGUAAAAGAUCAGUACGCAGAUGGAAAAGCAGCUCGGGCAUGGAACAAGUUCAUCGGAGACAGUAACCAGAGGACACAAAACUACAAAGAUUUCCUUAUUGGGCUGUUGAGGAAACAUGGCUGUGAGAGCGUGUUGGACGCGGCUUGCGGGACUGGGAUAGACUCAAUGAUGCUGGUUGACGAGGGGUUCAAGCUAGUGUCAGUAGACGCUUCGGAUAAGAUGCUGAAACACGCGCUGAAGGCGCGGUGGGAGAAGAGAAAGAAUCCUAAAUACGAUGAGUGGGUGAUCGAAGAAGCCAACUGGGAGACUCUGCCGCGGGAUGUAAAUUCUUUUAUGCCAGGAGCGCUGUUUGAUGCAGUCAUCUGCUUAGGAAACUCGUUCGCCCACUUGUUAGACGAGCACGAGGACCAACGAGUCCAGAAAAUGUGCCUGAAGAACUUUGCCAAGUGUUUGAAGCCUGGUGGUCUCUUGUUUAUCGAUCACAGGAACUAUGACGCCAUGAUCGACAGCGGUGCUACACCUGGACAUUCAAUUUAUUAUAAUUGCAAAUAUCCAGUAGACAUAAAAACUUCUGUAUUAGUUGUUCGCGGUAAACCGAAACUCAUUGCCCUGGACUACUGCAUAGAUGUAACAGAAGAUGGAGAGGCCAGCGAAAGGAGCGAAUUCCGGUUGUGCUACUACCCACACAAGCUGGCCAAGUUCACGGCUAUGUUGGACGAGGCGUUCGACCACCGCGGCAAACAUCACAUAUACGCAGACUUCAAGCCGCAAGAAGAGGUUUCAGUGCCAGCAUUCUACAUUCAUGUCAUGGAGAAGGCUAGGGAUUAAUGCAUUCAACCAAUCCAACUAUGUAGUAGUAUAGACCUAAGAUAUUUAAAUAAGAAUAGCAAAUAUGCUAUCUUGCACUUUUACCGACCAUGUUGGUAUAAGGCAUGACCCGUGACAAAUUAUUUUUAAGAUUUUUUUUAUAAGACAGGAAAGAGGCUUUUACAAUACUCCUUCUUCUAAUAAAUUGAUAUUAACUUCGCAUGCACUUUUCGUGCAAUUGUAAUAAUAGGAAAAUAUCAAAUUUGCUUUUAAAUAAAUUAAUACCUAUGUAAUGUCAAUUUUGUUAAGAGGAAGUUGACGAUAAAUAUUACGUUUUAAACAUACCGACGUCGCCACGUAACCAACUCUAGGUGCUAUAUAUAUGACUAUUGUUAAACAUCAUUAAGUAUUUUUUGCAUAUUAAACACAGAUAUUUUUUAAGGUUUUUUGAGAAGAUAAUAUGAACAAAUAUUAGACGUUAUUCCACUCUGCUACGGAUGGCUGCUGUUGCGGUUUUCUGUCUGUAUAAUAGCCAAUAGCCACAAAUCACCGUAUAGUUGCUAAAAUCUCAUUCAUGCAUGUAUUGCAUGCAAGUAUAUGAACAAAUAUAUUGAUAGACACAAAAAAGAAUAGUGUUCGUAGCAGGUAUGUUUGUUUGUGGCGUUUGUGAAGGGCAUUUAUAUCAAAA
Messenger RNA from Manduca sexta (tobacco hornworm), 1891 nucleotides. RefSeq names its product glycine N-methyltransferase. Gene Ontology annotation, molecular function: S-adenosyl-L-methionine binding; glycine N-methyltransferase activity; glycine binding. Bases 316 to 1224 code for a protein of 302 amino acids. The transcript is spliced from 6 exons. Gene Ontology annotation, biological process: S-adenosylmethionine metabolic process; one-carbon metabolic process; regulation of gluconeogenesis. Lineage: Eukaryota; Metazoa; Arthropoda; Insecta; Lepidoptera; Sphingidae. The record is from RefSeq and is a predicted model, not a curated record. Gene Ontology annotation, cellular component: cytosol.